This is a messenger RNA of Brassica napus (rape), 4265 nucleotides long. RefSeq names its product probable lipid phosphate phosphatase 4. Gene Ontology annotation, biological process: phospholipid metabolic process. The record is from RefSeq and is a predicted model, not a curated record. Gene Ontology annotation, molecular function: phosphatidate phosphatase activity. NCBI's taxonomy places the organism in Eukaryota, Viridiplantae, Streptophyta, Magnoliopsida, Brassicales, Brassicaceae. Bases 1019 to 1936 code for a protein of 305 amino acids. The transcript has 7 exons.
UAUGACAACCUAUAUUGGUCUAUACAUGCGCAACAUAAAAGCUCAAAAUUACUACAACAAAACGAAUCCUUAACUGCGUUCAAGUAGGGGCAAGAAAGCAAGUGCUCACUAAUUAAAAAUGCAUAAUUUAAGCAAAUCCGAGAUGUUUCUAUUGGAUGUGAGAUGCAUGCACCAUGUAAGUAUAAUGCAAGUAUUAUGCAUCGAUAAAAAAGAAGUAUUAUGCAUAGAUAGAUGUGACUGUAUAUAAUUUGUGUGUAGGUAAGAGAGAAGAUAAUAUAAUCGUGGUGACAGAAGUAUAGAGAGCACAAAAGAGUAGCUAGAGAUGCAGCAGGCUCUUCCUGCUCUCUAUAUUCUGUCAAAAACUAGAAACGUUCAAGCAAUCAAGCUUAAUGUUACUAUACAAAGAAAGAACGCAUAUAACCAGAUUUAGUUAGGCGUUAUAACAUAGUAGUGGAACUGUUACAGUCUUACAGACUAUUAUGUUAUAUGCUCAAAAUUUUAGAGGCUAAAAACAAAUAAUUUUUCUUAAGAUCGUGGGAGUUAUGCCCAUAUAUCUUGUCGAAAGUAUUUGAAAAUUUUAAUUUGAAAAAUAAGAAGUUUGAAACCUAGACUCAAAGGAACCAACUUUCUAUUAGGCUACCACCACUUUGCAAAUAAAUGAAUAUCUUCAUUUAGGUAUAGUUAUUUUUGUUUUAAAGCCACAUCCAAUGGUGAGAAAAAAAAAGACAAAAAAACAAGGGAAAAACAAAGUAAUAUAAUGUUCUGAAAAAAAAAACUUAAUUUUGCGAUAAAACAUAUUUAUCGUCGAUCUUUCCUCCCCAAAAUCACAAAACCGUUCUUUAUCAAAAAAAAAAAAAAAAAUCACAAAACCAUUCACAUCUUCAGAAGUUAUUGUUUCAUUGAUUCGUUUGUAAAUUGCAACGCAACCGUAAUAGAAACAUUAAUUAGGGUUUUUAAACCUCGAUCGUCCAUCGUUUCUUUUCGCAUUUUUACCAGGUCGAUGUAAUUAGCCUGCGAGAUGGGUAAGAUAACGCUUGGAUCUCACACGGUAAAGAGCCAUGGAUGGAAAGUGGCUCGAGAACAUCUAAUUGACUGGAUCAUCCUCGUCCUCCUCGGUAUCGUCAUCAUUGUUCUCAACAUUAUGGAGCCUUUUCAUCGCUACAUCGGGCCAGACAUGUUGACCGAUCUAACUUUCCCAUUGUAUCAGGACACCAUCCCUAUUUGGGCUGUCCCGAUUAUUUGUAUAUUGGUUCCGAUAUGCAUCUUCACAGUGUACUAUUACUUUGGAAGAGAUGUUUAUGAUCUUCAUCACGCCAUUCUCGGUAUUGGAUUCUCAUGUCUUGUAACUGGAGUCACCACUGAUUCCAUCAAAAACGCGGUCGGUAGGCCACGACCUAACUUCUUCCACCGAUGUUUUCCCGAUGGUAAAGCGAAAUUUGAUUCGGUUACUAAGGAUGUUGUGUGCCACGGACUUAAAAAGAUCAUCAAAGAAGGUUACAAGAGUUUUCCUAGCGGUCACACUUCCUGGUCCUUCGCCGGUUUAACUUUCCUUGCAUGGUACUUAUCGGGGAAGAUCAAAGUCUUUGACAGAAGAGGACACGUGGCAAAGCUAUGCCUUGUGUUCUUACCAAUACUCGUCGCAGUUCUCAUCGGAAUAACACGCGUCGACGACUAUUGGCACCAUUGGACCGACGUCUUCGCCGGUGCGAUCAUCGGAAUAUUUUUCGCUUCUUUAUCUUACCUCCACUUUUUCCCUUACCCAUACGACGACAAUGGAUGGGCACCACAUGCGUAUUUUAGAAUGUUGGCCGAGAGUAGUCGUCGUGACACAACGAUGACUCGGAGCAGUUCACGAGAGAUGUUGGAAAACGACGUUGAGCUUGGCUCUACCUCCAUGCCGCACCACCGUAAUCGAGGAAGCACUGAUUCUGAAUGAUAAUAUUCCCUGUGCACAUUUUAAUUUAUUUAUGUGUAUAAUUUAUAACUACAUGAUUAUACAUGUCUGACCUACUGGUAAUUUGAUACUACAGCUCAAAUGUUACUUUGCCUAAAAUAUACAUUUCAAUAUGUAGCAUAUAACUGUUGUUAACCGUGUUCUCAAAGAUGUUGUUUGGUUAGCAUUGGUUUAGUUUGGUUCAUAAUUUUCUCUCUGGGUUCUGAUUUCAACGUUGGAUCCGUAUAAAUUAAGCAAAGUGUUUCUUCCUUCAAAAUAUUUGUAAUUUUAACCGUUUUUUUGGUCAAACAGAGGUUCUGUGUACUCAAGUUUAGCUUCCAAAACUAAUUUUUUUAUCUUCCCAUAAUUUGGAAUAUCUAGCGGGCCAAGGUACAACCGACUAAUCUUAUAGGAGCUUGUUUACCAAUAUCAGACAUAUCUGAAUGUUUGCAAUGAAAACUAAAUAUUCAUGUCGUAUAACCACACAAACACGUAAAUCUACGUUUGAUAGUUUCAAACUCAACACAUUUUCAUGUCCGCCGUACCAUUCUACCAAGCUUAUGUGGUUAACAAAGUUGAAAUACAUGAAAACAAACAAAGAUAACUAUUUAACGUGACGUUAGUUUUAAAGGGUCUCUAUUGUGCUACUUUUUUCUUUACGACAUCUCUCUAUUGGAGGGCCGUCUAGCAACACCGCAAGUGGAGCGGUCGAACAGGACCCAAAAUAUAAAAACAAAAAAGUUUAAUUUUUUAAAAAAGUAGAUAGAUAAAUUAUGGUAAGAAACUUUAAAAUUUUUGAUAUAAUGUUAAAUUUAGAAUUUAUAAUUAAAAAAAUUAAACAAAAUUAUUAAAUUUUAAAAUUACUUAAUAAAAUAUACGAUUAAUAAUUUUUUUAAAUAUGGUCUAAAAUUAAUUUGAGACGAUCCUGCUCUAUUGUACUACAAUUAGUGCUCCAUCUUCGGAUAAAUGAAUCUUAAUGAAGUGUCAUGUUGGGAAUCGAACGUGAAACGUCCGGUUGAAGUGAACCGGACACGGUCACCGAAAGUUAUCCACAUGGGUUUGGUUUUUCAUUUUCCCAUAAGGUCUAGAUUCAUCGAUCUUCUUCGGAGACGAUCCAUUUCAUUAAACAAUAUUUUCAUCUUUUGAUAACCAGUGAACAAAGCAAAACUACAUUUGUUAUAUGACUUAUAAAAUGCAUGCAUAUGAAUCAUUUCAUAUUCAUUUUCAACAGAAUAUGGAGUAUUACUUACAUGGAAGUUUUUUACAACUUUCCGCAAACAAAUUGCAGCUAGCUGUAAUGUUGGAAAUUGUAAAUAAUUUAAAGUUAACCAUGUUAAAUGACAGAAAUAAGAAUCAUAUUUUAUCAAACACUAGGAUCGGCCCGCCCUACGGGCGGAAACAUCUGAAAAAACUGUUUUAUAUAAAAAUAUAUUUUACUUUUAUAAAUAUUUAUUCUAAACUGAAAGCAAUAUUAUUAACAAACAAAUAAUAAAUAAAAUUUUGAGAUUAUAUUGUUAUUUUUAAUAAAUAUAUUUUGUUUUAAGAUAAAAAUAACAUUAACAUUAAAAUUCACUAUUUUAUAUUUUAUAGAGAACACAAAAUUAAUAAGAAUAAUCCAAAAUAUGUAAUGAUAUAUACUACUUGGUAUUAGUUAUCUAGUAGCCGGUGCAGCGCAGAAAUGAGGUACUUGUUAUUUGAGUAAUUUUUUUUGUUGAAAGCAAUUAUUAUUUGUUUGUUUGGUUAUCAUUUACAUAUAAUGAGUGGAUGAAUUCUUAUGGUUGUAAAGAAUUUUGUCCGGCAAAAAGUGAUUGUGUGAAAGAAAGUUGUAUGAUCGCAAUAUGAGUUAUUUGUGCAUAUUCAGAAAAAUCUUUUCUGUUGAAAUAGAGAUGCAGUGGUCAGAUUAUUUUUAUUUUAAAAAAAAAACGUGAGCUUUUAAGAAUGUUGUCGGUGCAAAAAAAUUAUACAGUAUUUGUUUUGGUUAACAUUUUAGAUUUUAUAUCUUUUACGUAUAGAUUUGAGUGUUUACUUGCUGUCAAAUAUGUAUUAUGAAAUUACAUCUCUGGUAAAGAAAAGAAGGAGAAGGAAAGGCUUUUUGAUGGUUUCCAUCUUUAGGUUUGGAUUUCUCUUUUAAGGUGCUCAUCGUUUGCUUGGUCAUCUUUCAUUUUGUGAUGACUUGAGCUACAUCUGUUCAUCACAUUUGAUAAAAAAAAAAAAAAAAAAAUUUACAAAAAAAAAAAAUAUAUAUGUAUUAUGAAAUUGCUAUUAUAAUUUUUAGCAUCCAUCUAGGUAGUGUGUUUUCUAGUGAAAAUACAUUCUCAUCUUCGUACUUGCG